This is a messenger RNA of Cuscuta campestris, 2119 nucleotides long. The record is from the annotation of a GenBank genome assembly. NCBI's taxonomy places the organism in Eukaryota, Viridiplantae, Streptophyta, Magnoliopsida, Solanales, Convolvulaceae.
CUGUACUCAGGUUCCCAAUCAAGAUUACACAAUAAGUCAACAACUCAACAUAUUGGAUUUAUCUGGGUAUAUUUUGGGGCGUUACAGUGUUCUUCAUCUCUACCUGCAUAUCCGGAAACACAAAUACAUUUGCAAAUUCAAGAGUGUUGCGCUCCUUAGUCGAUUUGAGUAACGUGAAUAAAUUAAACUGGUGCAAGUAUACCUUGACCAAUUUAAUUAAUUCUACCAUUCAAUGGAAGCGAAAGUCAAAUCCUUAUUUCACUGGGCCUGUUUUGUUCUUAAUGAUGUUUUAUGUUGAUAGGAUUGUCUUCCGAAUGAGAGUAGUGCCUAGAACUUUUCCAACUAUGAUAGGUUGGACUUCCCAAAAGCUUAAGGAAAGAGAAGGAUUGGAGCGGGAAUCAGAUCCUCCUGGGAAAACAUCACAAUCACAGAACGACGUUUUAGAGGAGACACGGAGUGCUGCAAAAGAGUUGGUACAAAAAAUAUCAAAGUGGGACACCGUCUGUAGAGGCUUGAAUAGUGAGUUCCCAAAUUCAAAUGCCGUCAAGGGAAUGCAACAAACUGCUGCAGAAGUGAUUGUUGCUGUUGGUAAAAGUCCAAGAAUAUCAGGUACUCCGAUUUCGGAAACAAAUCCGAAACUGCAAUUCGAAGUAGUCCACGAGAGCCCUUCUUUCUUGGCUGAAAUAUCUCGACUUGAAAUGGAAUUUUUCACGGUGAAGCGCAACCUUGAGACCAACAGCCAAGACUUGUUCAUGCCAUCAUUUAGCUUAAGGCUUACACCAGAGGAAAAGGAAAAUCAAAAUGAGGAGAUUCAACAUGAAGAGGUUCAGCAUGAGGAGAUUCAAACAAAGAAUGGAGAUGGCACAGCCCAAACAUGCAAUCUCACUGCAUUGGCAGAUGAUGUACAGAGUCACCCCCAAAUUGAGCCUAUCCCAGCUUUUCCAGAGAGUGCAGUUCAAGGGCAACAAGAAGAAAUUGUUCUUUUUCAGCCAACCCCACCAUAUACUCACUUAACAAGUCAAGAAAUUGCAUCUGGUCCUAGCCCUGCUCGAAGUCCUGUAUUCCUUAAAAGACGACUUCAGCCCCAAAGGAAGAAAGAAUUUGCACGCGCCUUAUGUUCUCCUUUUUGGAUAAGAAACAUGGAAGCACUCUCACGGUUGAGCCGUGCCGAGAAGGUUCUCACGGACUACGUAUUCAACAAAUCUCUUUUACUUGGGGAAGUUUUGUACAAAGACAUGUUUUGUGAAAUGAAGCGAAGCGAUUUAAUAUCCUUUUCCGAAGGGUCUGUCUCGUCGCUUAUUUUACAGAUUUGGUGUCGAUUCUUGAAUGCCGAGGAAAAGCAUCGAAGCAAGUCAGAUGUCUAUCGAGUUUUCCUUAGCACGAAUCCUUUUGCUGAGUUUGUAAAGAUCAGUUUAUAUGACGAUGCUCAUGAAAACUUUUGUGAAGUCGCUGACAGAGAAUUGGUAGAACAACAGUUUUAUAGCGGCAUUGAUAUGAGUACUGCAGAUUUGAUAUUCUUCUUGGUUGCUGAUGAAACAGACAAGGAUGAUGUUUAUAUAGUGUGUUUUAACAUGAAAAAGGAGAAGAUAACCAUCAUUGAUUCAAUUGAACAUAAAACUAAGGUGUAUGAUACAUGUGUUGAAUGUUUGAAAAAGGGAAUGUGCGAGUAUUUCAAUGAAAAACAACUUGAGCAAAAAGCAAGUAAAAUUUCCAAAUUUCCUUUUGAAAUAACAAAGAAGGCAUGUUAUGGGAACAUGAAAGGUAUGGGUGUUGGUGUCAUAGCCAUGAGGCAAUUGGAAACUUUCAAGGGGAAUUUGAAUACGUGGAAGAUGGAUUUGAACAAAAAUGAUGUAAAUGGACUAAGAAUAAUCUGUGUUCGAUAUUGCUACGAAAUGCUCACCUCUGAUCAUAAUCAACUUGCCGUACAAGUGAAACGGAAAGUGGCAGAAUAUGGCAAGUUUAUCAACUAGCACUACAAGAAAACUCCUCUAUAGUGUGAGUAUAAACCGUUGUAAACAUAGAAAACCGUCAUUAAAACCUUUUAAUGAGAUGAAAUUUACUCUCAUCACCCGUCAUUAUAGCCUCCGUAGCUAAUUACAAAUAAUGACGGGCAUUAGGU